AUGCUUUUUUUUCAGGGGGUAUUUCUCGUCUUCACCGUUUUAACUACUUGGGUAACAUGUUGGAUUAUGUUUGCUCGUCCUGACUGGCCGAUGGGUCGCGAAUGGGCUCUCCGUGAAGCACAUUUAGAAAUAGCAAGACGAGAAAAAGCUGGUUUACCUCUCAUCAGUCCAGACCUCCUACCAAGAGCACGUGUUAUGGCUUCACUCCCAGCUGAUGAGGAACUGCGCGAUUUCGACAUCUUGAUUUAA
Ostertagia ostertagi is the source of this 249-nucleotide messenger RNA. The record is from the annotation of a GenBank genome assembly. Lineage: Eukaryota; Metazoa; Nematoda; Chromadorea; Rhabditida; Trichostrongylidae.